Molecule: messenger RNA, 735 nt
Organism: Hippopotamus amphibius kiboko
Lineage: Eukaryota; Metazoa; Chordata; Mammalia; Artiodactyla; Hippopotamidae
Product: RNA transcription, translation and transport factor protein-like
Exons: 1
Coding region: 1-735 (244 amino acids)
Biological process (GO): tRNA splicing, via endonucleolytic cleavage and ligation
Cellular component (GO): tRNA-splicing ligase complex
Molecular function (GO): RNA binding
Source: RefSeq, a predicted model, not a curated record
AUGUUCCGACGCAAACUGACGGCCCUGGACUACCACAACCCGGCCAGCUUCAACUGCAGAGAUGAAACAGAAUUCAGAAACUUUAUUGUUUGGCUUGAAGACCAGAAAAUCAGACACUACAAGAUUGAAGACAGAGGUAAUUUAAGAAACAUCCACAGCAGUGACUGGCCCAAGUUCUUUGAAAAGUAUCUCAGAGAUGUUAACUGUCCUUUCAAGAUUCAAGAUCAACAGGAAGCAAUCGACUGGCUUCUUGGUUUAGCUGUUAGACUUGAGCAUGGAGAUAAUGCUGAAAAAUACAAGGACUUGGCACCUGAUAAUACAAAAAACGCUGACAACGCAGCUAAAAAUGCAGAGCCAUUGAUCAAUUUGGAUGUAAAUAAUCCUGAUUUUAAGCCUGGUGUAAUGGCUUUGGCAAACCUUCUUCAGAUUCGGCAUCAUGAUGAUUACCUGGUAAUGCUUAAGGCAAUUUGCAUUUUGGUCCAGGAGCGCCUGACACAGGAUGCAGUUGCUAAAGCAAAUCAAAUGAAAGAGGGCUUGCCUGUUGCUUUUGACAAGCAUAUUCUUGAUUUUGACACAGAAGAUGCAGUUCUUAAUGAAGCUGCUCAAAUCCUGCAGCUGCUGCAUAUAGAAGAGCUCAGAGAGCUACAGACAAAAAUUAAUGAAGCCAUAGUAGCUGUUCAGGCAAUUAUUGCAGAUCCAAAGACAGACCAGAGAUUGGGUAAAGUUGGAAGAUGA